AUCCGCUCACCAUUUUGUUUGCAACGUGAAAACUAGAGGGAAAAAACGCUGUCGCUUACUUUAACUAAACUAAAAAGGGUUUAAAACUGACUGGAAUCGCUUCAAAACACUGCAGCUAUAGAGAAUAACGGGUAAGAAGAUGGACAACAUAGAGCGAUUGUACAAAUGCUACGAAAUUCUGUCCGAGGCGGGCGAUAAAAUAUCCGAGCAUGUGGAUGAAUAUAAAGAGAUACUUAAGGCCGUGAAGGGCUCAUCGAAGGAGAAGCGCCUGGCAUCGCAGUUCAUCGGGAACUUCUUCAAACAUUUUCCGGAUUUGGCCGACACAGCCAUCGAUGCACAGUUCGAUUUGUGCGAAGAUGACGACACACAGAUCCGCCGACAGGCCAUCAAGGAUCUGCCGAAACUCUGUCAGGGAAACGCUGACGCCACCAUUCGAGUGGGCGACACUCUGGCCCAGCUGCUGAUCCUCGACGAUGCCACCGAGCUACAGCAGGUCAACAACUCGCUCCUGGCUGUCAUUAAGCUGGACACCAAGAGCGCCGUCACCGGAUUGUUCCAACAGAUCACCACCGGGGAUGAGACGACAAGGGAGCGAUGCCUCAAGUUCAUCGCCACCAAGCUGCUGACCAUGGGCCCAGCUGUUAUAACCAAGGAAAUAGAGGACUACAUUGUGGAGGAGAUCAAGAAGGCCCUGCAGGACGUUACUGCUGACGAGUUCCAUCUAUGCAUGACCAUUCUGGGAGCCACCAAGCUGGGCAGCACCAUCACCGGACACGCCGAGCUCGUCAAGCUGGCCACGGAACAGGCGGAGCUCAAUAGCACAGACACGGACAUCAUUGCCGUCGACGAUGAGGUCGUGGAGCGAUUUAUACAGUGUGCCAGUGCAGCGUCGCCCUACUUUUCGAAAACCAUAAAAUCAACGGCCUUUGUGGCUCACGUUUGCGAUAAACUGCUGCCCAUCAAGACCUGGAACAUGAUCGCCACUGCAGUGUCGCAAGAUCAAAUUCAACUCAGAUUACUGAAGGUAUUCGCCGAGAUGAUAACCAACACAGACAAGCUGGAGAAUGCCAGCGAACGCAUUAAUGCAGUCUACCAUGUAUUACUGGAAUACAUGCCAUUGCCCAAGCUGAGCGACGAGGAUCUGGGGGAUACCCCGCCCUCGUUUCAGUUCUCGCACGCCGAGUGCUUACUGUACGCUCUGCACACGCUGGGCAAGAACCAUCCAAAUAGUUUAAGUUUCGUCGAGGACGCCGAAAAGUUGAAAGACUUUCGGGCUAGAUUGCAAUAUCUAGCCAGGGGAACACAGGGUUAUAUUAAGAAGCUGGAAGAGGCGCUGAAGGGAAAGACUGGGGAGGAGCUAAAGACGGAGGAGAACCAAUUGAAGCAAACUGCACUGAAGACUACAUCAAAUAUCAACGUGUUGAUACGGGAUCUAUUCCAUUCGCCGCCCAUAUUUAAACAUGAUAUUGUCCUCUCCUGGAUUGUGCCAAAAAAUACCAAGCUUGGCAAGCGCCAUGCUCCCAUCACUUUUGGGGAAAAAGCAGCUGCCAACGGCAAGGAAAAGGAUCAGGAGCCAGAGAAGAAGCCGCGGCCAUCCAACGACCAGAAGUUCUACUCGCCGCCAUCUGGAAAAUACUCAAACAAGGUUAACCAAAACUAUGGCAACAACAACAGGACGAGACAACGCGGAGGCGGCGGCGGCGGUGGAGGAGGAAACUACAGAAAUCGGCGCUUCAAUAAGUACUAAGUAAACAAAGUAGAGAAGCAGAAAAGGAGCAGCGAGUACUUCACUUGAAUGGUUUGUCCCUAGUCCGUAAAAUUAAAAAAAACUACCACAGAUUGGAUUCGUGCAGAAUAAACAGAACUUAAAUGAUGAUGCAACGGAAACAAGAGAAUCUAAUUAUCCCAGAGAUUUACGGUGAGUAUGACAUUUAAUUUCCCAUUAACUUUCUCCCUUCCGUCUCUUUUCAGCGCAAUUAUAUUCUCUUGGAAAGUAAAUGCAACAUUACAACAAUCAUUUUUCUCAUACACUCACGCAUUGCUUUUAUUAUAUUCGUGA
Molecule: messenger RNA, 2059 nt
Organism: Drosophila takahashii
Lineage: Eukaryota; Metazoa; Arthropoda; Insecta; Diptera; Drosophilidae
Gene: cass
Product: apoptosis inhibitor cassowary
Biological process (GO): negative regulation of apoptotic process
Cellular component (GO): nucleus
Molecular function (GO): RNA binding
Source: RefSeq, a predicted model, not a curated record